AGAAUGAAGACCGCGCGCGUCGCCGUGCUUGCCCUGCUUGCCGCAGGGUUAAUCUCCGCGGAGAUCCAGAACCUGGACCUGCUACGCUUACUGAUGGAGCGACCCAUGCUCAGCGGACACAACCGCUUCGACCGCGGGCCCUCCAUCGAGGACCGGGUCGACCAGCUCUGGCAUCGGAAGUAUGGGGAGGACCACAGAUAUAGUGACGAUAUAAGGUAUGAAUAUGUUUGUCAGACUAAGCUCCUAAUCAAAGAGCCCUUCAAGUUGCGUCCUAAAAUAACCCAGCAACCUGGACCUGCUACACCUACUGAUGAAGCGGUCCAUGCUCAGCGGACACAACCGCUUCGACCGCGGGCCCUCCAUCGAGGACCGGGUCGACCAGCUCUGGCAUCGGAGAUAUCCGAGGAAGUCCAGAACCUAAACUUGCUACGCCUACUGAUGAAGCGGUCCAUGCUCAGCGGACACAACCACUUCGACCGCGGGCCCUCCAUCGAGGACCGCGUCGACCAGCUCUGGCAUCGGAAGUAUGGGGAGGACCACAGAUAUAGUGACGAUUUAAUCGGCACAUCAACGAAGCGGUCGGCGGUGGCGACGGCACUGAACGCUGGCCGUCCGCGCCGGCAGCCCGCGCCCGCGCUCGGUAUCCUGAACGACAUGGAGAACUUCUUCGAGUCGCUCCGCGGCAACCUGGCCCUGCAGGCUUCGUUGUCACCCGACGAGCGCGCCCACUUCUACGAGCCGCCGACUGUCGUGCAACCACCCUCCUCAGGAGGCGGCGGCGGGAGCGGGAUGCGGAAACUGCAUGCGCUCCGGCCCCUCCGACCCACGGGCAACAUCAGAUCUUACAACCGCAGAUCCUUGGUGGAAGACCACAUAUACCCCGGCGCGAACCGGCACGACCCCGGCCUGCUGUGGGCUGGGCUUGGCCGGUAGACGCCAGCACAACAAGCGGCCCAUGGUCUGCGGACGGACCCAGUUCUUCGGCCCGCUCUGUCCCCGGGUUCGGAAGCCGCCCCAAGUGAUUAUUCGCUCUGUAAGAACGCCUGAUACGAUGCCGAUUUUUACGUACGUGAUAAAUACUCGUAAUAGCUUGUUCUGAAUAUUGUAAGUCCAGCCAGUGCGCUGUCAUAUUUGCCUGUUUGACUGCUCAAUACAGAGGGCAUUUGGAAUAGGUUCCAUUUG
This is a messenger RNA of Cydia strobilella, 1182 nucleotides long. RefSeq lists its product as uncharacterized. The record is from RefSeq and is a predicted model, not a curated record. The transcript has 8 exons. Lineage: Eukaryota; Metazoa; Arthropoda; Insecta; Lepidoptera; Tortricidae. The coding region runs from base 4 to 933 and encodes 309 amino acids.